UAUGUGUAGCUUCACGCGCAUUGCUUCCUUACUGCUUACUGGGUGACUAUGCGAGUUUCUGCAUCAUAUAUUUUCAAAAAUGACCAAUAUAGCUACGAAUUAUGAGAAGGAUCAAGAAGAUGCAAAUGCUCCAAAUGCUGAGCAUCUACCACCUGACUCAGACCUCGCUCCAACUGGACAGAAGGAACACAAGAAGUACAAGAAGAAGAAACGCAAGCACGAAGGAAACAAAGAACAAGGUCCAGUCGAAGACAUCUUCUUGACAGCAAGGCCGGAACAGUCCAUGCCAGUUACCCAUCCCGGGAGUGCAACAAGCGCAAUCCUCAAUGGGGCGGCUCUUCCUCCCGAAGUAGAGCCUACAAGUGGACCUGUUCCCACUGAACCUUUUAGUGAUAGCGCUGCUGACGAGGCUCAAGGUCAAGACAUACAAGAACCGACUGCUGUGGCCCAUGAAGAAACCAUUGAGCGCAAGCCAUCGAAGUGCGACGCCUCGCCAGCAAUUCCAGUGUCCGUUGCACCACCUUGUGACAAGUUCUCCAGUCGGCAUGACCAGGACGAAAUGGACAUAGGCAUGGACAUUGUGUUGCUGGUCACCGCCCUUAUCACUUUCAUUGUAUGGCUGAUCUUUCUGUCACAGGAGAAACAACCCAGUGAGAAACACGCCACGAAUGGGACGAAGUCCACGCAUGAGUAACAUUAUCGAUCUGCUACAAGCAACAAUAUUCUAUCGCCAGUCAACUGAAGAAAAUGCACCCUUGGAUGAGAACAAUCAUUCAUCACGGGACUAUUGCUUCCGUAGAAAAUACAUUACAUU
Ornithodoros turicata is the source of this 814-nucleotide messenger RNA. RefSeq lists its product as uncharacterized. The transcript has 2 exons. NCBI's taxonomy places the organism in Eukaryota, Metazoa, Arthropoda, Arachnida, Ixodida, Argasidae. The record is from RefSeq and is a predicted model, not a curated record. Bases 80 to 694 code for a protein of 204 amino acids.